Sceloporus undulatus (fence lizard) is the source of this 2528-nucleotide messenger RNA. RefSeq names its product abhydrolase domain containing 14A (gene ABHD14A). Lineage: Eukaryota; Metazoa; Chordata; Lepidosauria; Squamata; Phrynosomatidae. The coding region runs from base 172 to 978 and encodes 268 amino acids. The record is from RefSeq and is a predicted model, not a curated record. The transcript is spliced from 5 exons. Gene Ontology annotation, cellular component: cytoplasm.
UACACCAGGCGGAAGCAUUUCCUUGCCCUCAAGCAACAGUUCCUGGAGGAAGGAGCUCAUGCUUACAUAUUAUUCCCGGCCAAGCUCAAGGUUGUGCACAAUGGGAAAACUUACAUCUUCAAAGACAGCAGAUCUGCAGCCCAGCUGCUGGAUAGAAUCCGCCAAGAAAAGAUGACUGUGACUUUGAUCCGCAACAGGCUGGGGCUGCUGGUCCUUGGAGUCCUUGUCACCUUUGUCCUCUACCUCUUGCUCCCUGCUAUUCAACACGAAAGAUUUACUGCCUCUGUCGACAUCCCUAAGCCACGAGCGAUGGAAGAAGAGACAAAGAAAAGUCAAGGCACUGGCAAUAUCACCAUCUUGACAGGCAGAGUCCUGCAAAACCCAUCUGUUUUCUUUAGGGAAGCUGUAUCAGUACAGAAAGAUGGGGUUCUUUCCUCUGAAAGGCUGGCAGUGAUCUUCCUGCAUGGUCAGUCCUUCACUUCCAGGACAUGGGAGGAAUUGGGAACACUGGCUUUGCUGUCUGAGAGUGGAUAUCGUGCAGUAGCUAUUGAUUUGCCAGGUUAUGGGGACUCUCCACGUUCCCCUGCUGUUGAGACAGCAGCAGGCCGCGUUGCUUUUUUGCAUCAAAUCUUUAAGGAGCUGGGCCUUCAGAAGCCUGUAUUAAUAAGCUCUUCCAUGAGUGGCCACUAUUCCAUUCCAUUUCUCCUGACAAACGGGGAGCAGCUAAGGGGAUUUGUGCCUAUUGCACCAGUGGGCACCAAGGAGUUUACUACUCAGCAGUAUCAGCAAGUCAAGACUCCAACUUUGAUCAUCUAUGGAGAACGUGACACUGGUCUGGGCACACAGUCUCUUCAGAGCCUUCAACAGAUCCCCAAAUCUAACGUUGUCAUGCUGCCUGGAGCUGGCCAUGCCUGUUACCUUGAUAAACCUCAGGAGUUUCACAAAGCUCUCCUGAACUUCCUGAGUGAGCUAAAAUGACUGUGAUGUCCUCUCUCAUUUGCCCUACCCUGCCUUCCUCUACUUGAUAAAGACUUAUGACUAAAUUUCUGCCAUGUAACCUGGGUACUGUGUGUUUGAAUUUGUUUCUCCAUAUUUAAAGGGCUUAUAGGACUUGCUGACUCUUGAUGGGAAGAGCUUCUCACUGUUUGUUCACGGGGCUGCUUCUGUUAUGUCUGCUCCAGGCCUGACUUCCUGAAUUCUGCAGUCUGGCAGCAAUAUUGGAUCAAAUGUAUUUGCAGAAGGGACCACAUCUUUUUCAGUCUGUUUGUUGCAACAAAAUCUGGAAGACUUGAUUUGCACAUUGCUGUCAGCCUUUUGCCCCAUUUAAGAGCUAAUCCCUUUGGAUGAAGAUGCAACUUCAGUUUCAGUUUCUUCUUUUAGGAGCACAAUCCACUGAUGUUAAUGGCACAUCUCCAUUGUUAGCUGACUACUUUGACUGGUGGGCACACUUCCUGUUCUAAGGAUCAAGUGCUUCCUAGAUGCUUGUCGCUUUAUUUCUCCUCUCUUUCUUGGGAGGGGUCUCCUGAAACUUGUCACCCAGGAAAGGAGAUGAAGUAAGUCACUGUACUGAAUUAGAGUACCCCAGUAAGACAGAGUGUUUGGCCUUGUUUAGAAGAUCUGAACAUCAGCAGAUCUGGGUAGGAUAAUAAUGUUUUGAUUUGACCAGCAGGCUUCUAGGGCAAGCUUUAAGGAAAUCCUCCCCACCCUGCAAAUCUGUUUAAAUAUUUCUUUUUUCUUUACCUUUGGUGAUAACUAUAAUGCCAUGGUGUUCCCUGCUGUAAGAAAAGUGGCUGUAUGUUGGUGUUUUAUUUUGUUAGCAAGAGUGAUGCAACAAGGUUUCCAGGGAGUGCAGUCCAUGUUGUGGUAGGGGAUGGUUGCUCCUGCCCAGUAGGUCAUAAGCUAUCUAUUUUUGUGUGUGUUGCAAAACUGUUCAAGGGUUAAUAAAUAAUUUGUACAGAACUUGUGGGGUGUAUGUUUAUAUACAUGUCUGUGAUACAGGAGGGAGUUGGGAGGCCUUUCCCGUGAAAGCACACAGGUACUUGUCUGCCAGUUGACAAUAAAGAUGGAUAGCUUUCAUGAGGAUAUCCUGGGUAUGGGAGUAAGCUUCCUUUCGGGUCAUCCAUGUGGGCAAAUGUGGUUUGAUCUCUUUCUAGGUCUAUUAACGUGCCACAUCUAACUAAGGCAUUGUUUAACCUGUGAUGACUAUUUUAACAUUGUUAUUAGGGCUGAAAUCAUACUAUUAGUCUGGACAAAGUAGACCCAUUGAAUCAGUGGGAUUUAUUUAUGUGUUCACUCAACAUUCACCAAUUGAUUCAAUACAUCUACUCUAGCUAGGACUAACCAACAAGAUUCAGACUCAGGUAACCUACCUUUGGCCAAAAUGUGAAAGUAUAAUAUGCUAACCACACACAAGAUAAGACCCUUUGUGGUUCUUGAGCAUUAUUACCUGGCCCUGUCAAGCAUGUUCUUCUCACUCUCUAGUGCUGUAGACAUGCAUUUCAUGUUAUUAAAUUCCUCUUCAAACAUGU